GUAGAAGAGGGGAAACAAUCGUGCUCUUGUAGUGCCACCCCUCCCCAAUCGCCACAUAGCUCUAGCCAACGUUGAGCCUUAGAGCAGGAAUUCAACUACACACAGGGCGACAAACUUAAUGCAUUUCCAAGACCCCACGGUUGACCGCAACAAACGGCCUAGCUACGUCUGUCAGCAUAAGCUGAAGUCGUCUCAAAAGGACAAGGUUCGUCAGUUCAUGACCUUUACUCAGUCUGGGGAGAGGACAGCUGUGUACUGCCUGACCCAGAAUGACUGGAAACUAGAGGUGGCCACAGACAACUACUUCCAGAACCCCGACCUCUACUAUAAAGAAUCCAUGAAAACCUCCGUGGACCGCAAGAAGCUAGAACAGCUCUACAGCCGAUACAAAGACCCCCAGGAUGACAAUAAGAUCGGUAUCGAUGGGAUCCAGCAGUUCUGUGAUGACCUCACCCUGGACCCGGCCAGUAGGAGUGUUCUGGUGGUGGCCUGGAAGUUCCGUGCCGCCACACAGUGUGAGUUCAGCAGGAAGGAGUUCCUCGACGGCAUGGCCGAGCUGGGCUGUGACAGUCCAGAGAAGCUGAAGGCUCUGCUCCCCAGACUAGAACAGGAAGUCAAAGACACGGCCAAGUUUAAAGACUUCUAUCAGUUCACCUUCAACUUCGCCAAGAACCCUGGACAGAAGGGACUAGACCUGGAGAUGGCUGUGGCCUACUGGAACCUGGUUCUAACUGGUCGAUUCAAGUUCCUGGACCUCUGGAACAGGUUUCUAUUGGAGCAUCAUAAGCGGUCGAUCCCCAAAGACACGUGGAACCUGCUACUGGACUUUGGCAACAUGAUCGCAGACGACAUGUCCAACUAUGACGAGGAAGGAGCUUGGCCUGUCCUCAUAGACGACUUUGUGGAAUUUGCCCGGCCAAUCGUGACAGGGGGCAAGCGUAAAACCAUAUAGGUCAUACCCAGUUCCCAGCAGGGGCUGGCGAUUUUAUACACACCAGCCAAAAAGAGACUUCUACAAGACUGUCCAAGUUUGUGAGACUGAGCUGCCAAUCAGGGGCCGGGGAGCGACAUGACAGCCAAUCGGAGAGAAGGAAAACAACAACAGGAAGAGGAAGUUAUCCUUUUCUUUGUUUUGAGACUGAGUCACUCCGGGAGGCGGGCUGUUAGCAGGGGGUGGGAUCGUCGCGGAGCUAUGAGCUCUGCUCCCAUUGGCUGGCUGGAUCAGACUGAUCGGCCAACGACUACAGUACCCAAACACCAGCCACCAUCAGAUCAGUGGGCGUGUCUGUAGAUUCUAGAACUGGUGCUCUGGUCCCACCCCCCCUAGCUGCAGCCCCCCCCAACCCCGCCCCCUCCUUACUAAAGAACGACCAGGGAGAGCAAACAGAACGGCAGAGAGGGGCGGAUGGUUUGCUCUCUGCAGCAGACAGACAGAAUGGUGUGAUAUUUGAUCCAGUGGGGGCUGCAGAGAGGAGGACGGCUCAUCAUAAUGGCUGGAACGGAGCGAACGGAAUGUUAUCAAACACCUGGAAACCAUGGAAAACAUGUGUUUGAUGUAUUUGAUACCAUUCCACUGAUUCCGAUCUAGUCAUUACCACGAACAUGUCCUCCCCAAUUAAGGUGCCACCAACCUCCUGUGGUCUGAACCCACAGUAGUAAGACGUGUCCUCUCUGCCGGCCCAUUGGUGGAUGAACUAGGAGCUCGGAGGUUCUGCAUGUGUUUCUGGUUGAGCGUUAAGCGGCUGGACGGAGGAACAACAACUACUUUUUUAUUAUUAUCAUUGAGUUUCUUCUCAUCAGAGGUGAGGGGUGUGGUCGUCAUCCAAUGUUCUCAUCCAAUCCAACGUCAGUGUAAUGUUCUGCUUCCAUUUCAAUCUAAAGUGUAAAAGUUGGGUCAGUUUUGUUGUUAAUAUGUGUGAGGUUCAGGGUCUAUAUCCACAAGGCGUCUGAGAGUACGAGUGCUGAUCUGGGAUCAGUUUAGCCUUCUAGCUCAUAAUGAAUACUAGAGAGAGGACCAGAUCCUAGUGCUGAUCUGGGUUCAGGUUAGCCUUUUAGAUCAUAAUGAAUACUAGAGAGAGGACCAGAUCCUAGUGCUGAUCUGGGAUCAGGUUAGCCUUUUAGAUCAUAAUGAAUACUAGAGAGAGGACCAGAUCCUAGUGCUGAUCUAGGAUCAGGUUAGCCUUUUAGCUCAUAAUGAAUACUAGAGAGAGGACCAGAUCCUAGUGCUGAUCUGGGAUCAGGUUAGCCUUUUAGAUCAUAAUGAAUACUAGAGAGAGGACCAGAUCCUAGUGCUGAUCUGGGAUCAGUUUAGCCUUUUAGAUCAUAAUGAAUACUAGAGAGAGGACCAGAUCCUAGUGCUGAUCUGGGAUCAGUUUAGCCUUUUAGAUCAUAAUGAAUACUAGAGAGGACCAGAUCCUAGUGCUGAUCUGGGAUCAGUUUAGCCUUUUAGAUCAUAAUGAAUACUAGAGAGAGGACCAGAUCCUAGUGCUGGUCUAGGAUCAGGUUAGCCUUUUAGAUCAUAAUGAAUACUAGAGAGAGGACCAGAUCCUAGUGCUGAUCUAGGAUCAGGUUAGUCUUUUAGAUCAUAGUGAGUUAGAGGACCAGAGAGGACCUACUCUGAGACGCUUUAGGAAUACAGGCCCAGUUCAGAUCCACUUUGGUAUUCAGAUAGAACCGAACCGACCGACAGAGCAGCAUGCUUUUAAAGCUCAACACCAGCAGAAAUACUAUUGCUCCAGUUGGAACAGACUGUGACCAUAGGAUUCAUGUGUUAGAUAUACCAUUUUAGAAUAAUGAAUAUGAUACAAUAUAAAGACGACACAAUGACAUUUAUAAUCGUGAGAGAGAGGACGAAGUAUUUGAAAUGCGUACGAGGUCCACAGAUUUCUAGGCCGUGUCCCAAACUGUACCCUAUUCCCUGUAUAGUACUGGUAAAAAAGUAGUGCUCUAUAUAGGGAACAGGUUUGCCCAUUUGGGAUGUGCCAUGUCUCCAAGCUUUCUGUUUGAUUUGAGUUUGUUUGUUUGGGGUGUAAAUGUUCACAUCACCAGAGACCUUGACUGUUGGUCUGGCAGUUGUUUUAUUUUCACAAGCAACGCACAGGAAGUUGAAUCUAUGAAUCGUAUUCAGUCUACAACACUGUUCAUUGUUGAAUCUAUGAAUCAUAUUCAGUCUACAACAUUGUAUAUAGUUGAAUCUAUGAAUCGUAUUCAGUCUACAACACUGUAUAUAGUUCAUAGUUGAAUCUAUGAAUCGUAUUCAGUCUACAACACUGUAUAUAGUUCAUAGUUGAAUCUAUGAAUCGUAUUCAGUCUACAACACUGUAUAUAGUUCAUAGUUGAAUCUAU
This is a messenger RNA of Oncorhynchus masou masou (cherry salmon), 3345 nucleotides long. RefSeq names its product DCN1-like protein 2. Gene Ontology annotation, cellular component: ubiquitin ligase complex. Gene Ontology annotation, biological process: protein neddylation. NCBI's taxonomy places the organism in Eukaryota, Metazoa, Chordata, Actinopteri, Salmoniformes, Salmonidae. Gene Ontology annotation, molecular function: ubiquitin-like protein binding; cullin family protein binding; ubiquitin conjugating enzyme binding. The record is from RefSeq and is a predicted model, not a curated record.